Messenger RNA from Lagenorhynchus albirostris (white-beaked dolphin), 3313 nucleotides. It is a transcript of the gene TRPV6, whose product is annotated as transient receptor potential cation channel subfamily V member 6. The transcript is spliced from 15 exons. Gene Ontology annotation, biological process: calcium ion import across plasma membrane. The coding region runs from base 1108 to 2970 and encodes 620 amino acids. Gene Ontology annotation, molecular function: calcium channel activity; protein binding. NCBI's taxonomy places the organism in Eukaryota, Metazoa, Chordata, Mammalia, Artiodactyla, Delphinidae. Gene Ontology annotation, cellular component: membrane. The record is from RefSeq and is a predicted model, not a curated record.
CCCUACACUCCAUGGGGUUGCCGCUGCCCAGGGAGAAGGGGCACAUUCUCUGCCUGUGGAGAAAGUUCCGUAGGUGGUUCCAGAGACAGGAGUCAUGGGCUCAGAGGCGAGACGAGCAGAACCUGCUCCAGCAGAAGAGAUAUGCCGUUGUAGGAAGGAAAGUGCCAGAAUCAAAGGGCUUUGCCGAGGUCUAAAGAGGCGAGCAUCCAGGGCUGAGAGUCCGCCUGCCGACGCGAGGGACGCGGGUUCGUGCCCCGGUCCGGGAGGAUCCCACAUGCCGCGGAGCGGCUGGGCCCGUGAGCCAUGGCCGCUGCGCCUGCGCGUCCGGAGCCUGUGCUCCGCAACGGGAGAGGCCGCAACAGUGAGAGGCCCGCGUACCGCAAAAAAAAAAAAAGAAAAAAAAAAAAAGCGAGCAUCACACAACAGGGGGAAAAUCUGCCAGCUUCUACGUGUCAGCCUCCUCCGCAAAUAUGAGGAAGGAAUUCCUUGUACCCUUAGUCCGUGAAAACAAAGCUUAUCUUGGAGAGUAAUCGCAAGGCUUUGAGUGAAGCUCAAACAGGGUCCCUCCAGAGGUCAAUAGGUCAGGAGGUGAAUGAGCAUUUUAACUGAAACUCCUCCCUCUAUAAGCCAGGUGCACAGAUCACACACACACACACACACACACACACACACACACACACACACACACACACACACACACACACCCACACACCCGGUCACCCAGGGGAAAGGAAGGCAGUUCCUGACAUUCUCCCACACAAGCUAAAGGGGGAAGAAGUUGCUUUGGGUUAACUAACGGGUCAGAGAAAGAGAGAUCAGGCGGCGCUUCCCCCCCUCCCCCGACGGCCCCACCUCUCUGGAUGAGGACCCUUGGAAUUCGUUGCCACCGAGGGGUAUGACAGACCUGGCUCCACAAGCGGACCUGCUCCCCUCCCUUGUAGGAUCUGGGAGUCUCCUCUCCUCACAGCUGCCAAAGAGAACGAUAUCCAGGCUCUCGUCAAGCUGCUCAAAUAUGAAGCCUGCGAUGUCCACCAGAAAGGAGCCCUGGGGGAGACGGCGCUGCACGUGGCGGCCCUCUAUGACCACCUGGAAGCCGCCAUCGUGCUGAUGGAGGCCGCCCCGGAGCUGGUCGACGAGCCCAUUACCUCUGAGCUGUAUGAAGGUCAGACGGCACUGCACAUGGCCAUCAUGAACCAGAACGUGAACUUGGUGAAAGCCCUGCUCGCCCACGGGGCCAGCGUCUCUGCAAGGGCGGUAGGCUCAGCCUUCUGCCUCAGUCCCCACAACCUCCUCUACUUUGGGGAGCACCCUUUGUCCUUUGCGGCCUGCAUGGGCAGCGAGGAGACCGUGAGGCUGCUCAUUGAGCACGGCGCUGACAUCCGGGCCCAGGACUCCCUGGGAAACACAGUGUUGCACAUCCUCGUCCUCCAGCCCAGCAAAACCUUUGCCUGCCAGAUGUACAAUCUGCUGCUGUCCUACGACGGGCACCGGGACCACCUGCAGUCCCUGGACCUCGUGCCCAAUCACCAGGGCCUCACCCCCUUCAAGCUGGCUGGAGUGGAAGGCAACACCACGAUGUUCCAGCACCUGAUGCAGAAGCGGAAGCAUAUCCAGUGGACGUGCGGGCCGCUGACCUCCACUCUCUACGACCUCACAGAGAUCGACUCCUCAGGGGAGGAGCAGUCCCUGCUGGAGCUGAUCGUCACCUCCAAGAAGCGGGAGGCUCGCCAGAUCCUGGACCAGACGCCAGUGAAGGAGCUGGUGAACCUCAAGUGGAAGAGAUAUGGGUGGCCAUACUUCUGCGUGCUGGCUGCCAUAUACCUGCUGUACCUGGUCUGCUUUACCACGUGCUGUGUCUACCGCCCCCUCAAUCCCAGGACCCACAACCAAACUGACCCCCGGGACAAUACCGUCCUACAGCAGAAGCUACUUCAGGAGGCCUAUGUGACCCCCGAGGAUCACCUCCGACUGGUGGGGGAGCUGGUGUCCAUCUUCGGAGCUGUGAUCAUUCUGCUCAUAGAGAUUCCAGACAUCUUCCGCGUGGGGGUCACUCGCUUCUUUGGACAGACCAUCCUUGGAGGACCAUUCCACGUGCUCUUCAUCACCUAUGCCUGCAUGGUGCUGGUAACCAUGGUGAUGAGGCUCACCAACACCAACGGGGAGGUGGUACCCAUGUCCUUCGCCCUGGUGCUGGGCUGGUGCAACGUCAUGUACUUUGCCCGAGGAUUCCAGAUGCUGGGCCCCUUCACCGUCAUGAUCCAGAAGAUGAUUUUUGGCGAUCUGAUGAGGUUCUGCUGGCUGAUGGCUGUGGUCAUCCUGGGCUUUGCCUCAGCCUUCUUUAUCAUCUUCCAGACAGAGGACCCUAACGAGCUGGGCCAUUUCUACAGUUACCCCAUGGCGCUGUUCAGCACCUUCGAGCUGUUCCUCACCAUCAUUGAUGGCCCUGCCAACUACACCGUAGAUCUGCCCUUCAUGUACAGCGUCACCUACGCUGCCUUCGCCAUCAUUGCCGCUCUUCUCAUGCUCAACCUCCUCAUCGCUAUGAUGGGUGACACUCACUGGCGCGUGGCCCACGAGCGGGACGAGCUCUGGAGGGCCCAGGUCGUGGCCACCACAGUGAUGCUGGAAAAGAAGCUGCCGCGCUGCCUGUGGCCUCGCUCCGGGAUCUGCGGGCGCAAGUUCGGGCUGGGGGACCGUUGGUUCCUGCGGGUGGAAGACAGACAGGAUCUCAACCGGCAGCGCGUCCGGCGCUAUGCGCAGGCCUUCUGCAACCCAGGCUCCGAAGAUGACAUGGAAGGACGGGGGCUGGGCGGCCCCCACCUGUCCCUUCCUGCCCCCUCGGUGUCUCGAAGUACUUCCCGCAGCAGCAGCAUGAACUGGGAGAGGCUGCGGGAAGCGACCCGCAGAGAGGGGAGGGGGACGAUGACCAUGGCUCUGGAGGACGGGCAGUGCUGGGAGUACCAGAUCUGAGUGUCUCCGCCCACACUGGUGCCCAGCAGCAUCAAGAAGCAAAGCCUAGACCUCUCAUCUGCCAGGUCCAGAGGGUAGAACACAAUAAAGGGAAACCAAGGAGCAGGCCCACGCCUCAUGGGAAGCACAGGGCCCAGCGCGAAUAAGGACCCAGCUUCACCCACCCCGGCGGCUGAACUGUCUGAGCCAAGCACUUUAAGGCUUGCUGCCUCGGGCACUGAUCUCCACCCCGGUGUCACAGCUGCAGACAGUGGAGGAGGCUGGGGAAAGGUGUAAUGAAGGGAUGGGUACCGCCUGGUGGGGAAGCCACCUCCUACCUUCCAGUAAAGUCCUUCCUGCUGUC